ACAAUGCCUGCUGCUGUUGCUGCCAUCUGCGAGCAACACUACAUGGACGAUUACUUGGACAGUUUGCCAGAGGAGGCCGCGGCUAUAAAAAUGGUAAAAGAUGUUACUUUUAUUCACAAACAGGGCGGGUUCGACAUGUGCAACUGGACAAGUAACAGCGAGGCAGUGUUGGACAGCGUGCCAAAAGAAGCCUUAGGCAUAGCAGCCUUAAGGUUCAAAUUAGAUAGACAGCAAGAAGGUGAGAGAACGCUUGGUCUUAUCUGGUACCCCGCUACAGAUGAGUUUGGGUUUGAUUUGUCACUCAAACGCAUACCUACCGAUAUAGUUAGCGGUAAACAAGUACCUACUAAAAGGGUCAUGCUUCGUGUAAUAAUGUCGAUAUUCGACGUGUUUGGUUUCUUAUCUCCAUUCACUAUUCAAGGUAAGAUAAUGCUACAGUCUUUAUGGCAAUUAUCCAUUGAUUGGGACGAAAAUAUUCCAAAUAAUAUUUUCAUUAAGUGGAGUGAAUGGAUUAAUCUUUUAAAACAAAUGCGUUAUGUACGUAUACCUAGAUGCUAUCUAAGUCCUUUAGGUGCAAGCGGCUUGGGCAACCGAGCGACGGCAGAGCCGCCGAGCAGUGCUACGACGCGCGUAGCCGGUGACUCCUCCCCCGCGCGGCCCGCGACCGCCGCACCGCCUGCUCAUACUACGCCGCCACCUACUUAUCAGCCGCGUAGCAGUGCUACGCCUAAUGCGCCGGCAUCGACUACGAAUAUUUAUAAUUCUUACGGUAAUAAUUUAGAGAUGCAUAUUUUUUGCGAUGCGUCUACCAAAGCAAUGUGUGCGGUUGCUUAUUGGCGCUGGAUUUAUAAUAAUGAAAUACACGUCGCCUUUAUAGCAAGUAAGUGCAGAGUCUUACCCGUGAAACCUUUGUUGACUGUACCUCGUGCCGAGUUACAGUCGGCUCUUAUGGCAGCGAGACUGGCGGACAGUCUACAAAAGGACCACAGGUUAGUGGUACAGCGCCGUUGUUUCUGGAGCGAUUCAACCACAUUCCUGCACUGGGUUAAGAAUGACGCGCGCAAUUAUAAAACAUUCGUAGCAAACCGGUUAGGGGCUAUUGAUGAGCUCACGCGCAGUAAUGAAUGGCGGUAUGUACCUACCAAACUGAAUGUUGCGGAUAUUGCAACGCGCGAGACUUAUGACGAUACUCUCUUCCAAAACGAGUGGUUAAAGGGCCCCUCGUUCUUGAGAAGCGACGAGUCAUCCUGGCCGCGUAAUAUUGUCGGCUCUGCAGCCGAUGAACCUGAAAGGUCAGAAAUUAUUAAUAUAAUUAAUGACUUACCUGCUACAUACUUACCUGUAUUUAAUCCGGAGCGCUUCUCUUCGUGGUUGCGGCUGUUGAGGAGCACAUAUCAUGUGUUAGUAUUCGUGCAUAAAUGUCGAAAGCAGACUUACGAUGACUCUGAGUUGAUGCGGCGAGCUGAGCUGCUACUGGUGCGACAGGUACAAGAAGAGUGCUUUGGCGCGGAGUUAGCUGCAAUUAGAAAAGGUAUGAGUCUCGAACGAAAUAGCCGAAUACUUACCUGGUCACCUUACCUGGAUGAUUGUGGAGUCCUACGCUGCGGCGGCCGUAUCAAUGCCGCACAGGGUGUAAGCGCUGAUACAAAGUACCCGAUUAUUUUGGACGGGCGGCACCAGGUGACGCGAUUGCUCGUGAAGCAUUAUCACGUCAGGGCUGCGCAUGAUUACCAGGAAACAGUGGUGAACAAUCUCAAGGAAAAAUAUGCAAUCACGAGGAUAAGGCCAACGGUUAAACAUGUGGCUGCGAGAUGCAUGUAUUGUAAAAUACGCAAGGCGCAACCACAUGUACCUGUAAUGGGUGAGUUACCUCCAGGCCGAAUGGCGCAUCACCAGAGGCCAUUUACACAUUGCGGCCUUGACUUGUUCGGCCCUAUGGAGGUGGUGGUAGGCAGAGGACGCCAGAAAAGGUACGGGGUAAUUUUUACUUGCCUUACGGUAAGGGCGAUCCAUUUGGAGAUCGUACAUUCUCUCACCACCGACUCCCUCAUUAUGGCGUUACGGCGUAUGGCGUCGCGUCGAGGAUGGCCAGACUGUUUCUACUCGGAUAACGGUACGAAUCUACGGGGAGCUGAUACCGAGUUGAAACGAUCUGUGCAGGAGCUCGACAACAAAGCUGUCAAUGACUUCGCAUUGACCAAUGGUUCGAGUUGGAAGUUUAUACCUCCCGCGAGUCCCCAUUGGGGUGGGGCAUGGGAGCGCCUCAUACGCAGCGUUAAGAGAAGUCUUAGCGUUGUUCUCAAAGAGCGGGCACCGAAGGACGAAGUUCUCAGCACUCUGAUGGCGGAGGUGGAGAAUAUUGUCAACAGCCGCCCGCUAACCCACGUCUCCGUGGAACCAGGUAGUGAUGGUGCUUUAACGCCGAAUCACUUCCUUCUCCACUCUUCCCCUAAUAUUCCCGCUUUAGGCGUCUUUGACGAUUCAGACUUGUUCCUUCGGAAGCAAUGGCGGACGAGUCAAAGGCUGGCCGAUAUGUAUUGGCAGAGGUGGGUAAAGGAAUACUUACCGGAGCUACUCCCGAGAAGGAAGUGGAACAAUGAGCAAGCUCCACUCAAGGUAGGAGACUUGGUUUUAGUUGUAGAUCCAGGAGCACCACGCAAUGUGUGGCCGAAGGCGGUCGUCCAGCAGGUUUUUCCAGGUAGGGAUGGUCGGAUCAGGCUAGUGGAAAUAAAAACCAAAUCUGGCGUUUUGAAACGGCCUGCGGCGCGCGUCGCUAGAAUCCCUUUGGUUAAUGAGUGCUGAGCCAGCACUGGGGUGGGGCGUGUUAGCGACGUGCUCAAAAUGGGUUUUUUUCUUUGUAUUUAAUUUUGUUCAUUAUGGUGGUACUAUAAUAAUUUGUACAACUUUAGUCUUAAGCUGAAAUUUGAAGGUAGAAUAUACCUACGUGUGACGCAGCGACAAGGCUCCAACGGUUUUUGUCUUUGACCACGAGUCAGUCGGCUUGUCAAUCCGCGCGCGACACACGUAUAUACUGCUCUCAUAUUUAAAUCACGUGGUGUUGUAACUUCUAGAUAAUUAAACUGUUUUUCGUGUCCCGUA
This is a messenger RNA of Cydia strobilella, 3099 nucleotides long. RefSeq lists its product as uncharacterized. Gene Ontology annotation, biological process: DNA integration. The record is from RefSeq and is a predicted model, not a curated record. Lineage: Eukaryota; Metazoa; Arthropoda; Insecta; Lepidoptera; Tortricidae. The transcript has a single exon. Bases 4 to 2802 code for a protein of 932 amino acids. Gene Ontology annotation, molecular function: nucleic acid binding.